AUGUCCUCCCUCGUCGACCAUUUAAUUCAGCUCAGUGACAUUCUCACAAUAUCGACCACUUCAGCAGUCGCUUCCUGGGACCUCGCCUUUCUUAAACGUGCUCUGUUUCAUGCCUCGUCUGUGGAAGUAGAUCUACUUUAUUAUCCCGAGGAUGAAACAGAGAGUGCAUACCGUGAAGUGGUAGAGAGAGCGAAAAUUCAGAAACGAUGCCCUCCACAAUCAUAUGCCGAGUUUACUAUGGCAUAUCGCGAACUCUGUCGACGGUUGCUAUGUAAUAGCUAUUUGAAGAAAGAGCUGUACGCGGAUGUUCAAAUAUGUGGCAAAAACGCUGCUGUUUCUGAUCUACUCGCAGAUAUUGAAAACACUUUUCGCGAAGGAAUCGCCCAACUACCAAAUAGUCCAACAGAUAAUCGAGUAGUCAUAUCAGCGAUCAAGUAUAGACACCAGUUUGAGUUGUCAUCAACUACAAUUGAAAGACGCGCUGCAGCGAGACUCUUGAUAAAGGAUUUCUGCCCGCUCUUUGCAAAUGACAAGGCAGAUACGUUCACCAUAAAAGAACUCGAGAAAGAACUAAAUAUUAUCGCAACGCAUUCGGAUGGAAUGAUGGAAAUCAUCAUCCAUGCAGCACUUUUGUCAACACAAACCAACACAGAGAGCAUUCCUAAUGAACUCUAUGCAAUCAUUCAGGAAUGGAUUCUAGCAGUGGCAAUGAAUGAACGGGAUUCAUCCGUUUUGAAAUCUCAGUUAUGGACAGUACACCCUUGGUUGCUCGCCCAAUUAUCACUGUUUCUUCCUGCGUUCUUCAACAUUUAUACACAACACUUGAUUCAACUUAUUCGACAAUUACAGACACAAGGUUCGACCAGCACCGCACGUAUACCGGAUAAUGAGACAGAGCAGAACAUUCCAAUCAAUAGGAUGCUCGAAUGUUGGCAAGCACUCAUCUACCAAUCUGACUCUAUGAAUGAAAAAGUAACUGAGAUACUUGCCGGGGAAUGGACAAGAUGCAACUCCCAAAGCGUCCCGGAGAUGACUGCUUUGAACGCAUGCGUCUGGAAAGAGUUCUUUGCGCGUCUAGGCAUAUAA
Paraglomus brasilianum is the source of this 1086-nucleotide messenger RNA. The record is from the annotation of a GenBank genome assembly. Lineage: Eukaryota; Fungi; Glomeromycota; Glomeromycetes; Paraglomerales; Paraglomeraceae.